Alligator sinensis (Chinese alligator) is the source of this 1392-nucleotide messenger RNA. RefSeq names its product ring finger protein 130 (gene RNF130). The transcript has 3 exons. The coding region runs from base 85 to 438 and encodes 117 amino acids. The record is from RefSeq and is a predicted model, not a curated record. Lineage: Eukaryota; Metazoa; Chordata; Crocodylia; Alligatoridae.
UCUUGUCUCUAUCUACUUUUUUCCAGGCAUGUUUUCCACAAAGCCUGUGUAGAUCCUUGGCUAAGUGAGCACUGUACCUGUCCCAUGUGUAAACUGAACAUUUUGAAGGCACUGGGAAUUGUGCCAAAUGUGCCGUGCACAGAUAACAUAGCUUUUGACAUGGAAAGGCUCACCCGAGGCCAGCCACCCAACAGACGAUCAGCACUUGGUGACUUUGCCAAUGACAGUUCGCUCAGCCUUGAGCCUUUGCGCACAUCUGGCAUGUCACAGCUUCCACAGGAUGGGGAACUGACCCCACGGUCAGGGGAGAUCAACAUUGCUGUAACAAGUGGCCACUUCUUUCACCGCAAUUCUCUCUCUCCUCGAAGCCUGGUCUAUGAGAGUGAAUUCUCAACGAUUGAGCCAGUCUUGGACAUAUACGAUGAGAACAAAACUUGAAAGGAAUCCAUGUUGGGUGUUGGUUACUCUUCCUUUCUCCAUUUCCCACUGCUAUUGUUGUGUACUCUUCCCAUGGGUGUCCUUUGUCUGAAGAGGAGCUGCUUUUUCCAGAACAUGAGCCCCGCUUCCAGGUUACAAAGAUGAAGCUCAACUGAGGUGGUUUCUGAAGAUGUCUCCUCUGAGAUGAUAAGGUGCACGUACUGGAUCGGCCAGUGAAGAUCGCUGAGUUAAAGUGCAGUUAGAUGCAUUCAUCCAGCCAUGUCUGUCCAGAAAAGGCUUUGCCCUGAUCCUGAGCGUUGAGUUCUGUACUGAAGACGUGUCUCAACCAGGCGCAUGCCAUUCCCAUUUUUUAGUUGUUCAGAUAUUUGCUGGACUGUAUCAGACAUGGGACUGGGGGGAGGAGAGGAUUGCAAGUUACUGGUAAAAGCACUCCCAUUUCUCUUCAUCCUCUCCAUUAACUCAUUGUGAAAUGUUCCCUUUCUUAAAGGGACUGAUAUAAGUGCAUUGACUUUCUAACUAUCCAUUUAACUCUGAGCAAUGGCAAAACAGGCUGGCAUUAAUGCUAUGGAAGAAACUACAACCGCAGUUUUCAGAAAAAGAUUGCAAUAACCGAUUCUUCAAUUUUGGUUCCUGUUGAAGUUGGACAAAAGUUGCCUGUGCAGAAUGCAACUGCAGCCUCUCCCAGGCCACCUGUCAAGUAACUCUCUUGAAUGCAGGGGUGGUGAUAAUGCUCUUUGGACCAGCAUUUGAAUUUUCUUCAAAGCAUUAGACUUCUGGAGAACUGCACGGGAGUCUCGAUUGCUAUCCUUUUGGUUUUUAAAAAAUCCACCAAUUUUUUUCACUGAGAUUUUUUGAAAGCCAACAUGUUGGCAUUAUACAGAGAAAAAGGCUUAAGCAUUUUAUCCUGUUCUCUCACUGCAGCCGUUAAGUAACAAACUCCUUAAAGCUACGCCU